AUGAAGUAAACAGAAACUGGAUCUGCUGUCAUUUCCCAAAAAAAGAUGCGUGGUGUAUCACACAAGAAUUUGAUGUAUCUUUGUGUUUCGGAACCAGGGAGACUGAACGAAGACUGUUAUCACUAACACGCAUAAAGUAUACUACACACGUUUUCCGUGUAUCCUUUAAAAUGUUUUCUCUCUUGCUGCCAAGGACUCACUAAAUCUAAACUAAACUAAAUCACAUACUUAUGUAUGUAACGGUUUAUAAGAAAACAUAACUGAAACAUACUAUUCAAAAUGAUCCGUCGACGCGCUCCUCCUGCUGGGAGAGGAAUUCCUUUUUUUAUCUUUUUGGAUGUAAUAUUUGCAAUUAUAUUUAUUAUCAAAGAUGUAAUUGUGGCGAUACACACAACACUGAGACGGAUAUCUUCUGAUGCACCGAUCAUUGUACUGGGCGUGUGCAUUAUCGGAACGGUACUGCACAUAUGUUUACAGACGGUGCCAACUGUAUCAUCUGCCCAGGUAGACAUUUGGGACUGGAUAGACAAGAAUGGCUUAAAACAGUACAAUAAAGUGUUUACACAACAAGGUGUACAAACAAGCAAAGACUUACUGUCCAUGGAGCUGGAGAAGAUGCCAGAAUUUUCUGCACUAACUCUAGAUAAACAACUGGAACUCAGAAAUGCAUUUAAUGCAUUAAAAGAAGAAACCUAUCUCCAGUUACUUUUAGAGAAAAACAAAGUUACUGCACCAGUUUUCGACAGGUUGAAAGCCAAAGGAGUAAUGUCUUUGAUGGCUCUGUCACAAUUGUCUGACCAAGAGAUACAGAUGGUCACAGAGGUAGAUGGCACAAUUACAGACCUCCUAAACCUGAAACACUGUGUCACACAUGCCAGGGACUACAGUGACAACAGAGAGGAACUUUACCUCUACAGUCAAGUGGGAAAGGAAUUUGAUUCAGCCAUCAGUCCACUCGCAAUGAAGAUAUUCAAAAUAGUGCUGACCCUUCUCCUGGGAUCAAUUCUAUUGACUUUAUGCAUCAUGUUUGAGUGUGUAAGAAGUGUGUUCCAUAGACGACCCAUUACACUCUCCGGAGGAUCUGUGGCCCCCUUCAAUUGGCGAUCCCGUCUACCAUCUUCAAGAUCUGUGGCACCUGCUGCACCCUCACUUCCUGUCCAGAAUGUGGACAAAGGCUGGUUGUGGAACAUAAUAUGGGGUACGAAUGUGUCUGCCCAGUACUGUGUGGUCCAGUGGGGCUGGACAGGCCCUCAUGGUGUCGGCAGCACCAUGUCCUUUACUGUGCAGUUAUUCCGAAAAAAUGGUAACCCGUAUGUGAUAGUGAAUGAGGAUACAAGUAAUAUUAUUGUGGAGAUUUUACACCGCGGAGUUAAAGUGGCAUGUACUAAACAACAAGACAAGGAGGGAGGUAGAUCAAACGUAGUCCGUGUUUCCUUCACAGUCCACCGCUCAGGUCCGUACAAAAUCUCAAUCAUGGUCUCCGGGAAACACAUCAAAGAUAGUCCCUUCACUAGAGAGUUUGAUGCAGGGCCUAUCGAUGCCAGCCGAACAGGAUUCACUAACUAUUGUUCCACGAUAGUGUGUACCGCGGGCACUCCCUAUCCCCUCACCAUUGAGACACAGGACUCCUUUGGUAAUCCAGCUGUCUACAAAGCCGACCAGAACCACUACUUCAAAAUCAAAGUUAUAGAAACAGAGAGCAAAAUCAAGUAUGUGCCUGCCACCCAACUCGUCAACAUGCCAGACAAGAAACAACUGAAUAUGCGAAUCACCAUGGCAAGGGAAGGCUGCUAUCAAGCCUCCGUUUCCUAUGGAGACAUGAAACUGAGGAACGGGGAUUUUAACAUUCUAGUCAUUAGCACUGAGGACAUGGCCUGUGUCAACAAGAAUAUGGCCCGCAAGUCUCACAGCAUUUGGUAUGAGGCACGGCUUCUCCAAGGGAACCCAUCCUCUGAAGAAAAGGCUAAAAAAGUGUAUGUCUACAUAUCUCCAAAGCAACUCACAUUAAAAGAGUACUACCUGAAAAUUAUUGGCAAGAAGUUAUUUACAUGGCGAGUUUGUCCAUCAACAAAGUUUUACUUUAGUGGCCACAAUUCUCGCUAUGACCUACCAGUGAUGACUAUAUAUGACUGCUGCCAGCCUCCCGUAAUCCUAGCAGCCAAGGAGCGCAGUGUGAUAGCUGCUACAUUCACUAACUUCUUACUCAGAAAUAUUGGUGGCUCCGAAACAUUCCAAGAUAAACAUACAUACUUUGUCCAAGAAGUGAGAAAACUACAGAAGAGAGGAAAUGUCACACUUAAGAUAGACCGUUCAAACUUCUUAAUUAGUUCAUACAAAGCAACAAGAAACUUCGACACAUCGGACUGGUACAAGACUUUCCACAUUGUGUUUGUUGGGGAGCCUGGGUUAGACUGGGGAGGACUGAGGAGGGAGUGGUUUGAGAUGCUAUGUACUGAACUGUUUGAUCCGUCCCGCUCAGGACUGUACACACGAUUUACAGAAGAUUCCCAAGGCCUGGUACACCCUACUCCGACCAGUCGCAGGAAACAUGAACUCAAGUUAAAGUAUUAUGAGUUUGCUGGAAAGGUGGUGGGAAAGUGUUUAUAUGACUCGGCCUUGGGAAGUGCCUACAGACAGCUUGUCAAGGCCAGAUUCUCAAGGUCAUUCCUCGCCCAACUCAUAGGCCUACAGGUCAACUACAAGUACUUUGAGACAGACGAUCCUGAGUUAUAUAAAACCAAGGUUCGGUUUAUAGAGGAGAAUGAUAUAGACGAUAUGGAGCUGACAUUCUCAGAGGAGGAAUACUGUGAUGGACAGCUACAGCGAGUGGUAGACCUAAUUCCUGGUGGCAGUAGUAAACCAGUGACCAAUGAUAACAAGCAGCAUUACCUGAACUGUCUGGCUCAGUACAAACUGUCCAGCAGUGUGAAGGAAGAGGCAGACCAUUUCCUGAAGGGUCUUAAUGUCCUCAUCCCAGACACUCUCCUUAGUAUAUUUGACGAGAAUGAAUUAGAGCUGCUGAUGUGUGGUACUGGUAACUACAGUAUCACAGAUUUCAAAGCCCACGCUGUGAUAGAGGGAUCCUCCUACCAUUUCUUCAAGGUUCUGGACUGGUUUUGGACGGUGAUUGCCAGUUUUACGGAGGAACAGAUGGCACGACUACUACAGUUCACCACUGGUUGUUCUCAGCUUCCUCCUCAAGGCUUUGCUGAACUUAAUCCAAAAUUUCAAAUAUCAUUCUCACCCACCUACAACACAUUACCUACAGCACACACCUGUUUUAACCAGCUGUGUUUGCCAGACUAUGAUUCAAUAGACAGUUUCCACCGAUCUCUGUUGCUGGCCAUCAAUGAGGGGGCUCAGGGAUUUGGACUGGUGUGAUAGGACAUCAAUGUAAUUUACUUACUGGAGAAUCGUUCUAACUGCGAUAAGCAGAGUGACAAUAUUGCCUUUGAGAAACCAUGAAACAAAGAAACUUGGACUUACUGAGGAUACAUAAAGUAACCACAUAAACAGGAAAAGUUCUUGGAAUAAGCACAACAAUGCAAGAUGAAGAAUGUCUGAUUCUUUGGAGUUUUUCACUGAACUGAACAACAUUUGUAAUCUACUUAACAACAUUUGUAAUGUUGUUGUAUACUAGAAAUUAGUAAUAGUUUGUAGUGUUUCCUACUGACGAGACAUUACUGCACUCAAGCUGGGUUAUUUUUAUUGUAGGAGAGGUUUGUUACAGAUAUCUGUUUAUUGGAUAACUACUUGACACAAAGUAAAGUGCAAUGCAACUUAUAGAAGGAGAUGACUGUUACUCAGCACAGUCAUGGUAGUGGUUCCAGCAGCUCAUAUGGAUGUUACCUUGACAUCAGAGAUGGCCAUUACUCUACCCAAGUUGGAGCUCGUUCAUCAAGAGAAGUUGGUGUAGGGUGUUACUCAUGCUUUUUACAGUUUACAGAGUGUGUGAGAAUGUAUGUGUGCUUGUUAAGAAAAAGACUGUGAUUUUUCUAUUGAUACAAUUCUGUUGAAAUCAGAGGAAGACUUGGUGACCUGCUGUUCAAUUGAAGCUUAAUUUAAUUUUCAUAUUAAAUUUGUUUAUUGACAAAUCAACGACCUUGACAGUCUUUCAAGGUCACAGUUGUCAAAAAUAUGAAAAACAUUUUUUAUGAAAAGACUCCAUCUGAGGUGUCAUAAUGCAUUGAAAGUGACAAUGUUUGGUAUAUUGUUUGUCUGAUUAAAUAUAGAAAUAUGUUUUUUAAUACUGUAUCAUUUUGAAAUGGAUUAUGAAUGAAAAGUAUUAGUAUACUCUAGAAUGAUAAAAAUUCAGGUGAGAUGUACAGGCCAAUGGGCCUCUUAUUGACAUCAUUAUGAACUUUUUCCAGUUGAUUUAUUUGCUCAGUAUGAUUGUUAAGAUACAUAAACAGGUUACUCAGGUACUGGAGCUGUAUUUGUAUCAGUUAGAGAUGUGGUUUAUGUGCCUGCUACUUCAAAGAAGAUUUAGUUUUUCAUUUGAAGCUAUACUUGAUUUGCUGAGAGGUUCUUGUUGAUAUGCAUAUAUUGUUAUGUAAAUUUUUACCACCGAUUAUUGAAUAUGCAUUCAUAUUUAACAUUGAAUGGAAACAUGGAGUGUACUUACCGGACGUGUUUACAAUGGACCAGUUACGAUAUUUCAGGGUUUUUACUGUUCAUCCUUGUUUUUGUGUGAUGUGUGUUAUUAACUGUAUAUCGACACAUUCCUCACUCCAGGGAAAUCACUACAUUUGCUAUUAUUGUCGAAUACUUAUUUGACCUGAAGAAUUUACACAACUGUGAUAUUGCCAUUUUGUGAUUUAUUUCAAAUCAAAAUGUACCCUUUAGUAUACAAAAAGUUUAUCUGAGAAUUUUAUUUGAUUUCUACACAACAACACUAUAUUGAAAAUGGCUGUUCCCCCCCACCAACAUUAUCUGUCUUUGUGUUCGUAAUAGAUUAAUAAUUAAGUAUAGUAUAUUCCAUGUUUUUAUAAUAUUUUUCAUGUAUUGUUAUCAAGUUAUCUCUUCGUUUUGCCAACUGGGGAUGUGAGCAUAUCACAAACUUUAAGAAUGAUCAUUGAUGUACCGACAUAAUAAAAUACGUAAUAAGAUCCUGCUUCCAAACAAGGGGGAACAGGUUGUCAAUACUAAUGUCGCCUUUCUCUCAGCACUUACUUUUUCGGAGAAUUUGGCAGGAUCCAAAGGCUGGUACUUUACAUGGUAAUUCACUGUGAUAUGUAGAUGGGCAAUAUGGUCAUUUGUGUAAGUAGAUUAUUCUCAAGGCUAUUGGGUCAAGGUCAAGGUAGAGUUCUGUAGGUCUGUAUUGUAACACUCAGAUCAUGGUCACAAUUAGGUAGGUGAUGGCUCUUUUCUAGUGAGUCAGUGUUGUAGUUAAGGUUUAGAUAUCCUGUUUGUAGGAGUAGAUUUUGGUACAAUAGUCUGCAUAGCUAGGUCUUUACAGCAAUGAAAUGGUGCAAUAGUAUCUUGUGUUAAUCUGAAAUCAUUAUAAACAAUCUAAUUGAAAUUACACUGUUAAUUUCAUCUCCUAUACAGUCCUUUAUCAGUACACUGAGUAUAUACCAGUUAUUUACCAGUGUUGAUUAUCUGUAUCAUAAAUGAUUGCUGAGGAACAGAAAUUACAAUUAUCUUGAUUAAUAUAAUGCCUUAUUUCUGGUGAUGUUGGAGUUAUCUCCCCUAGUAAUUACUAGACCUAUAUACAUUUAUAUUGUAUUACAAGUAUACAGGUAUUUGUGGUGUCAUAAGAACAUAAAUAUAAUCAUUAACAAUAACAGUGUUUGUAAAAGAACUCGGUUGUCUCAUAGAUAAUGUACAACACUAAUUAAUAGAUGUGACAGGAGAUAACGGUCAGUGUCACCAAGACCUGGACAGGAGAUAACGGUCAGUGUCACCAAGACCUGGACAGGAGAUAACAGUCAGUGUCACCAAGACCUGGACAGGAGAUAACGGUCAGUGUCACCAAGACCUGGACAGGAGAUAACGGUCAGUGUCACCAAGACCUGGACAGGAGAUAACGGUCAGUGUCACCAAGACCUGGACAGGAGAUAACGGUCAGUGUCACCAAGACCUGGACAGGAGAUAACGGUCAGUGUCACCAAGACCUGGACAGGAGAUAACGGUCAGUGUCACCAAGACCUGGACAGGAGAUAACGGUCAGUGUCACCAAGACCUGGACAGGAGAUAACGGUCAGUGUCACCAAGACCUGGACAGGAGAUAACGGUCAGUGUCACCAAGACCUGGACAGGAGAUAACGGUCAGUGUCACCAAGACCUGGACAGGAGAUAACAGUCAGUGUCACCAACCUGGUACAAAUUCUAGUCGUAGUUCUUCAAAAUCAACGGUGAAUCGAUGUUUCAAAGGGUCACAAAAUACAAGGCCUCAUAAUUAUUUUGAAUGUACAGAAUUAUCAUAUUUGUACAUUUGAAUGACAUUCUGUGCUUUGUUAAAACAUUAUUUUGACUAUUGAAGGUCUCAUAAAUUUAUUUUGUUUUUUUUAUUAUGAUUGAAAGUAGUAAAAUAUCAACUGAUUCCAGCAGUUUUCACAAUUUGAGCAGAACAUCACAUGACCAGGACAUGACAUCACCAUGACAUAACAUGGCCAGGACAUAACAUCACAUCACCAGGACAUGACAUCACAUGACAAGGACAUAACAUCACAUGACAAGGACAUGACAUCACAUGACCAGGACAUGACAUCACAUGACCAGGACAUGACAUCACAUGACAAGGACAUAACAUCACAUAACCAGGACAUGACAUCACAUGACAAGGACAUAACAUCACAUGACCAGGACAUGACAUCACAUGACAAGGACAUAACAUCACAUGACAAGGACAUCACCAGGACAUAACAUCAGAUGACCAGGAGAUGACAUCAUAUUACCAGGACAUGACAUGACCAGGACAUAAUAUGACAUAACCAGGACAUCACAUGGCCAAUGUCAGGCUGACCUGAUGAAAUGGGUGUCGGAGUUAACAGUGCUGAGAUAAUUGGGAUCAGUGUUAGUGGUGUCAAACUAUCCCAGGAGUGCAUAUUAUGUUGGCGUUUUAUUAUUUUUGUGUGUAAUUUAGCAAUGGACUGGAUUGAGGAUUUUUUUUAAAAAUCUAAAUAGCUUGGUAUUGGUGUAUCUAUUAAUGUUUAAUGUUGUUUUGUGCUUUUAUUGUUUAAAUUGUUUCAAUUUUGUCUUUGUCUUUUAUUAAUUAGUGCAUGGUCAGUAUUCUUAAGUGCUGCAAUUUUAUCUCCUUUGAGUGUAGACAAG
Molecule: messenger RNA, 7275 nt
Organism: Pecten maximus
Lineage: Eukaryota; Metazoa; Mollusca; Bivalvia; Pectinida; Pectinidae
Product: apoptosis-resistant E3 ubiquitin protein ligase 1-like
Exons: 19
Coding region: 280-3381 (1033 amino acids)
Biological process (GO): positive regulation of protein catabolic process; negative regulation of apoptotic process; proteasome-mediated ubiquitin-dependent protein catabolic process
Molecular function (GO): ubiquitin-protein transferase activity; protein binding
Source: RefSeq, a predicted model, not a curated record